AUGUUGGACGAGACUAAGAAAUUCACAAGAAAUCGUCUCAAGAAAGUUAGGGAAAAAGAAGGCAUGAACCAAAUAGUUGCAGAUGAAGUAAAUCAUGCACUAGAAACUCCACUAAACCACAGGAUGAAAAGGUUGGAAGCUCGAUGGAGUAUUGAAGCUUAUUGUAAGAGACACGGUGCAAAACCAGACUUACUUCAACUCGUAUAUCUAGAUUUCAAUAUGACACAAUUAAUUCUUCAAAAAAAUCUGAGAGACAUGUUAAGGUGGUGGACUACUUUGGGGAUAUCAAAUAAAUUUACAUUUGCAAGAGAUAGAUUAAUGGAAUGCUUCUUUAGGUUGCUUGGAAUGGCGGAUGAUGAGCCCCAACUUAGCAAUUGUCGAAAAGCACUUACAAAAGUAGCUACUCUUCUCACCAUCUUCGAUGAUAUUUAUGAUGUUUAUGGCACAUUAGAUGAACUUGAACUUUUCACAUACGUAGUUAAUAGAGGGGAUGUGAAGAAUGAUGACAACCUUCCUGACUACAUGAAGUUGUUUUUAUUAGUACUCUACAACACCAUCAAUGAUGUGGUUUAUGAAAUUCUUGAGAAAGGAGAAAUUGUUCUUCAUUAUCUCACAAAAGCGUCCAUACCCAUAUUUGAAGACUACUUGGAAAAUGCAUGAUUGUCAUCCUCAGGACCCCUUUUCCUAAUUCAUUCUUACUUUUUUAUAACUCCAGAUUUUUCCAAGAAGGAAAUUGAUUCCUUGUUAUCCUAUCCUUCUAUCAUUCGUUGGCCAUCUGUAGUUUUUCAACUUUGUAAUGAUUUAGCUACUGCCUCGGUGAGUGGGUAA
Molecule: messenger RNA, 828 nt
Organism: Carica papaya (papaya)
Lineage: Eukaryota; Viridiplantae; Streptophyta; Magnoliopsida; Brassicales; Caricaceae
Source: RefSeq, a predicted model, not a curated record